This is a messenger RNA of Teleopsis dalmanni, 778 nucleotides long. RefSeq lists its product as uncharacterized. The transcript is spliced from 2 exons. Gene Ontology annotation, cellular component: membrane. The annotation marks the transcript as partial. Lineage: Eukaryota; Metazoa; Arthropoda; Insecta; Diptera; Diopsidae. The record is from RefSeq and is a predicted model, not a curated record. Gene Ontology annotation, biological process: G protein-coupled receptor signaling pathway. Gene Ontology annotation, molecular function: G protein-coupled receptor activity; peptide binding.
UUAGCGGUACGAAAACCACUGCGUUAUGAAACGGUACAAACUAAAACUCGCUGUCAAUGUUGGAUGGCAUUUACUUGGAUCUCGGCAGCAUUAUUAUGCUGCCCUCCGAUUUUGGGUUAUACUAAGCCCAUAGAAAAUAAUGUCACUCAUAUAUGUAUGCUGGAUUGGGGUUCUAUGGCUGCGUACAGUACUACAUUAGCAAUUUUAGUUUUAGGUCCUAGCGUUAUAUCGAUAGUACAUAAUUAUUCUUAUAUUUUCUUUAUGAUGCGAAGAUUGAAAUCGGGCGAACCUAUACACGAUAAAGAAUAUGCAACUGCAUUAGCUGAAAAUUUAGCGAAUCCUAGUCAUAUGAUGUCAUUCGCAUUAGUGUUUGCAUUCUGGAUGUCAUGGUUACCUUGGAUCUGUUUGCGUUUAUACGAACAUAUAAUAGGUGAAGUUAUCCAAAGUACUCUCAUUAAUUUUGGUGUCGUCUGGAUUGGUGUCUUAAAUUCAUUUUGGAAAAUUAUAAUUAUGACGAGUAUGUCACCACAAUUUCGUAUUGCACUCAGAGUAUUUUGUUUAACCAUUUGUUGUAAGACUAAGGGCCGUUUGCAAGCAGAACUAAUCGGGUUGGACCCAGAUGACUAGAGUCGUUAGAUUUUCGUACAAAUUGGUCACUUCAAAAUUGUUUGUUAUUUGUUAAUUUUAAUUUUAACGAAUCACAAAAAAAUCGUUUUUCAUUUUUGUUUUUAAUUAUAACCUUUCCUUGUCUUGAUUGUAUCAAAAUUUAGUAGAUAUU